Molecule: messenger RNA, 5615 nt
Organism: Paralichthys olivaceus (Japanese flounder)
Lineage: Eukaryota; Metazoa; Chordata; Actinopteri; Pleuronectiformes; Paralichthyidae
Source: RefSeq, a predicted model, not a curated record
ACACCCGGUUCCACAAGUGAAAUGGUAACACAAUGUUUUCUGUAAUGAUGUAAAGCCUUCAUGUAAUACUCAUGAGUGUUUAAUUUAGUUUGAAAUAGUAAUUCUUGUUAGAUUUGAAUGUGGCUGUUUAAAAGUCAUUAUUUUAUAGCCACUACACAAGUCUGACUUUUUUGUUUGCAUCCCCUUUCAAUAUCCUGUGAAGCAGCAAUGGACCAGGCAAGGACAAAGAUAUCCAAACUUCUUAAUGUGGAGCCACACUCCUACACACGCUUCAACCUGACGCAGAACAUGGAAGGUGACACCAGCCAGGUGGAGAUGAAGCUGUCUUCUGACAUGGAUGAGGAAGUUGGGGGAAAUGGAGUUGGAGACCAUCUCAAUCACAACUCCCCCCACAAACCCUACAUGACUCAAAGGUUUAGACGCUCACCUAAGAACCUCUGCUUCAUGGCAGCCGCAACCCUUCUCAUCUUCAUCAUCGGGUACUUGAUUGGCUACCUGGUCCAUCGAAAAAAGGACUUUCCCAGCCCUCCAGUUCCCUCAGUCCGUAAUCAAGUGAGAGAUUCUCCUGUAGCCUACGAGACAGGUGCUGCCCCCCUCAUGGACUGGGAUGAUGUCAAAAGCCUCCUGGCUCAAAAACUCAGUGCAUCCAAAUUUGAAGGAGCCUUUAGUGAAUAUUCCAGUAACAGCCACCGUGCUGGUUCUGCUGGUGAUGAAUUGCUUCGGAACAAGGUGCUCAAUAAGUUUACAGAAUACAGGAUGGACCCCUGGUCUGAUGUGCACUUUGUUAAGGUCCAGGACCCCCCAGCUUCUGGCUUCAACAAAUUUGUUUUCAAGGAAGGGCCAGAGGAGCAUCCAGAGGGGUUCCUGUCCUACAGUGCCACUGGAAACGCAAAGGGUACUGUUGUGUAUGCACACUACGGACAGGAAAAUGACUUGAUGAGGCUGAAGGACAGUAACGUUAACCUGAGUGGCAAAGUUCUGCUGGUCAGAGCUGGUCAUAUCAGUUAUGCUGAGAAGGUAGCCAAUGCUGCAAAAAUGAGUGCCUCUGCUGUGUUAAUCUACGCAGACCCCACUGAUUACAGUAUUGGAGACAAGACUCAGCUCUUUGGACAUGUCCACAUGGGUUCUGGGGAUCCCUACACCCCUGGCUUCCCCUCCUUCAACCACACCCAGUUCCCCCCUGUCGAGUCUUCAGGCCUACCAAAAAUCUUGGCUCAGACCAUCAACCUAGCCAUGGCUACGAGAAUUCUAAGGCAGCUGGGGGGUCAGGCUACACCGGUACAAUGGGGAUGCUACCACAAACUAGGAAAUGAGAGCGAUGUCAUUACUAUAGAGGUCAACAACGUUCUUGCUGAGAAAAAGAUAAGUAACGUCUUUGGCGUUAUCAAAGGCUUCGUGGAUGCAGAUCGGUAUCUGGUCAUUGGUGCACAGAGGGAUGCAUGGGGUCCAGGUUUUGCUGCAUCAACCGUUGGCACCAGCGUCCUUGUUGAGCUGGCUCGUGCAAUCUCAGACAUGGUGAAGAAUGAUGGAUUCAAGCCAAGGAGGAGCAUUGUGUUUGCUAGCUGGAGUGCAGGAGAAUAUGGGAGUGUUGGCGCCACCGAGUGGUUGGAGGGUUACAUGGCCACUCUGAACAUGAAAGCUUUCUCCUUCAUCAACCUGGAUGGGAUUGUAACAGGUCGCAGUGGAUUUAAAGUAGCAGCCAGCCCCUUGAUGCACAGCCUGAUUGAGAGGAUGCUGACAGAGGUGGAUGGCCCAAACAACGAUGGCUCUCUCUUUUCUCAGUUUGCAAAAGGCAACUGGGACACAAAUAUUUUGGAGCCUCUGAAGAUGGAUAAUGCUGCAUAUCCCUUCCUUGCCUUUUCUGGCAUUCCCUCGCUCUCAUUUAGAUUUGCCUCUGGUAGCGAAGUCUACCAGUAUUUUGGCACAAUGCUGGACACCCAGGAAAAAUUGAACCUCGCCACCACCAACCAAGUCCCUCAGCUGGCAGAAGUAGCAGCCCGAUUCGCAGGUCACAUAGCGCUGAGGCUGGUCCAUGAUCAUCUGUUGCAGAUGGACCUGUUGAAGUACAGCAGGAGCAUACUUUUUCAGGUGUCGCAGAUCAAAGUGAAAGUCGGAAAUAUUCAGAGGAUGAAGCCCCAGGUGUUGCCCAAGUCCCUGACUGUAAAGUGGUUGAUCACGGCCUCAGGCUCCUUUAACCGUGCCACGCAGAAACUGGCAAAAGACAUCGACAACAGUGACCUGAAUAACAUUGAGAAGUGCCGCAUCCUCAAUGACCGCAUAAUGACGGUGGAAAGGAACUUCCUGUCGCCCUACGUGUCUCCCACAAACAGUCCUUUCCGCCACAUCAUCCUGGGCUCUGGUGCACACACUCUCGCAGCUCUGUCCAACCAUCUCGAUAUCCUCAGGACCGACAGCCCAGAGGGGGACGCCGACUUGUUUCGCCACCAGUUUGCCCUGGCAACCUGGACCAUCCAGGGCUGUGCCAUCUCACUAGCAGGGGACAUCUGGGCCUUAGAGAAAGAGAUCUAAAAAAUUAAUCCUCCCUUGUUCAUGGUUUGGACCUCUUCACAACUAGCAUCGUGAAAACCAGUAGGCUGUUACAAUUCACCGACAGCCAGUUACAGCUUUUUGAAUGAGUAUUCUUAGGAAUUGAUAAAAGCGAAGCAGUUGCUAAAUGGAUACCAUUUCAGUCAUCACCUCUGUUACGUAAUUUUCAACAUUUCAGUGAUAAUCUGCUUCGUCUCCCUUUUAAUUUCCCAUUAAGCCAUACGAAAUUAUACAGCAGCCUUCCGCCUUAAUAUUUAAGUUCAGUAGGUCCAUUUUUUUCCCCACACUGCGGAGAGAGAUUUUUUUACUUCAACAUGUGGUACUUGAAUACCACAAUCGUCAAUACGUUGGUGCUAAUAACGGCUUCCUUUUUAAAUUCCCACAUUAUGUGGCAGUACUACUUACAUCGGUGCAUGUAGAUGUAGUGACAGCGAUUCAUUUUCAGCACAGUAUUGGGUCAUAAUCACAUGAAUGACUGUGAUAACCAGCUUUAGAGGUUCAUGCAACAUAAAAGUUCAGUACAAUACAAUAAGCUAAUGAGUUUACAUUGCUCUUUGGAACCUGAGCUGGGUUGUUGGUAGCUAUAAUUUCAUACUGUGCUGAAAUCUGAGGUCAAAAUUGAUUUACAGUAACACUGCAGAACAAACCUAGAAUAUUUGGGAGAAUCCACUUUGGUUGCUGCCAGUUUCCAACAAUCAAGCUGCAUUAAUCUUAAGUCCUCAUUCAUAUGUUCCACCUCCUGACGUGAGAGCAAAUCUGCCUUUUUAAAAAAAAAAAGAAAAAAAGAAAAGCAAAGGCGAAGGUCUCCAACCACGUGGCACUGAAACAAAAACCGUAUGUCUAUUUAUUUUGUUAUUUAUUUAUCAGUGGCAGGGAUCACUAUAAAUAUAUCUAUUUUUUUUAAUUGCGUUUUAUAAAUAAAAUGAGUAAUUAUCGGGAGCAGUGUCUUCCAUAAUUAUGACAGUAAUACUGUCGAAAUGACAAAAGCAGCAUCUGCUAACAGAAGUGUUCAUGUUGACCGACGGCCGGUACUGCACACAAUAACAUUCUGACACCUUGUAGAGAAGAGUCUGAUUUUCAAACAUAACUGACAUGACAUGACAAAUGUUACAUCUGGGCGUCCUGGCAGUGCUGCGUCUUUGGUACAUGCACACUUCUUGUCCUAACAUUAUCGGGAGCAGUGUCUUCCAUAAUUAUGACAGUUAUACUGUUGAAAUGACAAAAGCAGCAUCUGCUAACAGAAGUGUUCAUGCUGACCGUACAGACGGACCACACUGCACACGACAAUAAUCGGACUCUUCUCAGCAAACCUGUUCAGUUUGCAAAUACAUAAUGACUCUGCAUUGGUCAAACAUCACAGCUGAUCUCCGGUCAGUGCUUGGUCUUUGGUACAUGCACACUUCUUGUCCUGACAACAUUAUCGGGAGCAGUGCCUUCCAUAAUUAUGACAGUAAUACUGUUGAAAUGACAAAAGCAGCAUCUGCUAACAGAAGUGUUCAUGUUGACCGACGGCCGGUACUGCACACAAYAACAUUCUGACACCUUGUAGAGAAGAGUCUGAUUUUCAAACAUAACUGAUACUGGUUUGGUCAGACAUGACAAAUGUUACAUCUGGGCGUCCUGUCAGUGCUGCGUCUUUGGUACAUGCACACUUCUUGUCCUAACAUUAUCGGGAGCAGUGUCUUCCAUAAUUAUGACAGUUAUACUGUUGAAAUGACAAAAGCAGCAUCUGCUAACAGAAGUGUUCAUGCUGACCGUACAGACGGACCACACUGCACACGACAAUAAGACAUAAUGACUCUGCAUUGGUCAAACAUUACAGCUGAUCUCCGGUCAGUGCUUGGUCUUUGGUACAUGUACACUUCUUGUCCGGCGUUAUCGGGAGCAGUGCCUUCCAUAAUGUGGGGUAAAAGGUAAUUCUUACCUACCAGUGUGUGUCUGUAUCGGAGGCAGUGCCCUCCAUAUUUCACUGUAGGGGUGGAUGUUUUAUUAUCGGGAACAGUGUUUCCCAUAAUUUGUGUAUAUAUUGCUACACAAUGCACAUGUGGUCUGCAAGUUUUGAUCCCUUCUUUGCUGUAAUGUUAUUUCCUCUCAGACUGCAGCGUACAGCUUCUGCUCACAGAUAGUGUGAUGACAUUUCAUCAACAUCAGCGCUUAUUCAAAAAUUCCAUCUAUCUUAUUUAGUAAGUAAAUCGAACUGUACGUCAGUUCUGGGUUUCUUUGAGCUUUUUGUCUAAUUUUUAAUCGCAUGUAUUUUUUGUAUGGACGUGAUUAAUUGACACAUACCUGUGUGGGGCAGCUGGGCUUAGUCGUGUGGUUCAAUACUUGCAAGAAAACAUGGCCACUCUGCAAAUAUGAGAGUUGCUCUUAAUUAUUAAGUCAUUGUGAAAGUACAUUCUAUUUUAUUUGUUCAUUCUUGUUAAGCGAUUUCCUCGUGCCUUUUUUUUUUGUGAUUGCAUUGUUGAAGUUUCAACACAAACAAUACUAAAAGGUGUUUCGGCUUGUUUUUGUUUAGUUUUGACAUUUCUGUAUUUUCUUAUUUUCCUGUUGACUAGAAUCAAACGUUACUGGUGUUAAUGCCUGUUAUGAUACAACACCUUUAGAUUAAAAACAAGGUUACACGAUGGAUGAAAAUUAAAAAAAAUCUUGGAAGGGAAAUCAAUAUUAAUGUUACACUGAAUGUUACAGUAGUUGAUAUGGUUCUUCUUCCUUCAGCGGCUAAAUCUGGUCAGAGCAUUAUUAAUUUAGUGCUUUCUUUAUGCAAACCUCCUGAUGUCAUGCCUUUAUAGAAAAACCUGUUUUAGUUCAGAAGCCAUUUAAAAAUGAUCUUAUGUGAGUGAUAAUCUGAUCUGCUGGGCUGGAAUGAGGCACAUGGAUGAGGAGGUUGCAGUUCUAAUGCGCUUUUUCUGCUAAAUUUGUUUCUGUUUAUUUGGAGUGGCAUUCCUAAUUCUAUUCAACUUGGAUAAAGGUUUGAAGGUGUUUGAAAUAAAUGUGCAUUGUUUCCCAUUCACAUUGUAUACAAUUCUGCUUAACUUUUUUUUGCAAUAAACAAUCAUGUCACAACUGUU